AUGUCUAAGAUUAUCAUUCCUGAUAUUCCUAAAAUCUGUAAAUCAACCACCUCUCAUUUUUUAAAAUACUUUAAGGCUAACCAAAAACCUCAAGAUGCAAUUGUUUUCUUAGAAGGUGGUCUUGAACUUCCAUUUUAUGAUACUGAUGGUGAAUAUCUUUUUAGACAAGAAAGUAAUUUCCAUUAUUUGUUUGGUGUAAAAGAAGCUGGAUUUUAUGGAAUUGUCAAAAUGGAUGGAACCCGUAUUCUUUUCCUUCCACAAUUACCUGAAUCACUUCAGAUAUUCCUUGGACCUAAUUUACGUCCUGAAGAUGUAAAAAGAAUGUAUGGUGUUGAAGAAGCAUAUUAUGAUUCUCAAAUCGAAGAAGUUUUAAGUAAGUUAAAUCCAUCUAUGAUUUAUUUGUAUGCCAAAGGAGUUAAUUCAGACUCAGGAAGUCAACCAGCUCCAAUUAGAACUAAAGCUGUUUAUAAGUAUAGUACUAAUGAAACUGAAUUACAUGAUGUUUUAUUUGAAGCUAGAACUGUUAAGACUAAAGAAGAAAUUGAUUUUAUGAGAUUAGCCAUUAAUGGAACUGCUGAGGCUCAUCGUGCUUGUAUGAAAUAUUGUAAACCUGGAAUGUAUGAAUUUGAACUUGAAGCUGAAUUUUAUCGUGUUGCUUAUGGACAAUAUGGUAUGAGAAACUUUGGUUAUUUCCCUAUUUGUGCUUCUGGAAAUAAAGGAGCAACUAUGCACUAUGGACAUGCUGGUCAUCCAAAUAGAAAAAUUAUGGAAGACGGUGAAAUGGUAUUAAUGGAUGUUGGAACUGAAUGUCAUAGAUACGCAACUGAUUUAACAUUAACAUAUCCAAUCAAUGGAAAGUUUACUGAACAACAAAAGACUAUUUAUAAUAUUGCCUUAAAUUGUAAUAGAGGUUGUGAAGCAGCUAUGAAACCAGGAGUAAAAUGGUAUGAUAUUCAUGAACUUUCUAACAAACUAAUGCUUAAAGGAUUACUUGAAGCAGGAUUAAUUAAAGGGGAUUUAGAAGAAAUGUAUAAAAAUGAUGUACAUUUCUAUUUUAUGCCUCAUGGAAUUGGACAUUUAAUUGGUAUUGAUACUCAUGAUGUUGGAGGAUUUAAUCUUGGAAUUCCAAGAAGUGAUAAUUGUUCACUUAAAAAGUGCCGUUCUAAUAGAGUUCUUGAAGCAGGAAAUAUUUAUACUGUUGAACCAGGAAUUUAUUUCAUUCCAUUCUUAUUAGAGAGUGGAUUUAAGAAUGAACAAGUAAAGAAAUAUUUAGUUGAAAGUGAAAUUAGAAAGUAUUGGAACUUUGGAGGUGUUAGAAUUGAAGACGACGUUUUAGUAACUGAAGAAGGAGUUGAAGUAUUAGACAAAAAUGUUCCAAGAACCGUUGAAGAAAUUGAAGCAUUUAUGAAGCAUUAA
Entamoeba dispar SAW760 is the source of this 1416-nucleotide messenger RNA. RefSeq names its product Xaa-Pro dipeptidase, putative. The record is from RefSeq and is a predicted model, not a curated record. Gene Ontology annotation, molecular function: metalloaminopeptidase activity; manganese ion binding. Bases 1 to 1416 code for a protein of 471 amino acids. NCBI's taxonomy places the organism in Eukaryota, Evosea, Mastigamoebida, Endamoebidae. The transcript has a single exon.